ACAACUACAACACCAACAACUACGCCAACCACCACAACGCCUACCACAACUGAAACAACAACACCAACAACUACGCCAACCACCACAACUCCUACUACAACAACUUCAACCCCGCCUAGAACUACACCCUGCCCUGGGGGACAUGAUAUGACAUGUGGUUGGUCACAAUGGAUUAAUGUUGGCAUGCCGACACAGGGCCCUAACGGUGGGUAUGAUAAAUCCAUCCAGGACAUAGUCUCUGCUGAUCAUUCAGUAUGCUCAGAUCCUAAAGAAGUCCAGUGUAGAGCUGUUCUCUAUCCACUCCAGUCCAUGGCACAGGUGGGUCAAAAUGUGACCUGCAAUAAAGAUGUUGGUCUCGUAUGCAUCAACAAUCAACAAGGGCCUAAUCAAAAUUGUUUUGAUUACGAAAUUCAAUUUAAAUGCUGUGGAUGUCCAACUCCUUCCACAACUAAAACCACAACUAGGACUACGACUUCCACUAUGCCAACCACAACAACUCCUACCACAACUGAAACAACGACUACAACAGCAACAACUACGCCAACCACCACAACGCCCACCACAACUGAAACAACAACACCAACAACUACGCCAACCACCACAACUCCUACCACAACUGAUAUAACAACUAAAUGCCACUGCCUUCAUGAUGGUAUAAAUUUCCCGCCUGGCUCCAUGGUCUACAAUGUGACAGACAAUGAUGGCCACUGUUUCACUGGACACUGCAAUGCAACUUGUCAAGUAGAAGUUAACGACCACCCCUGUUCUUUUAAACAGUGUGAUCAUCUAACACCUAAAAGAAAGAAUGGUGAAGUUUGGAAGGUUACUAGCUGUAUUACAGGACGAUGCGAUGAUGGCAAUGUGACAUUUCACGAUAAACAGUGUCCAAUUUCAAAGCCUGUAGUGUGUGCAAAUAAUUUCCCUGCUGUUGAAGUGAUGGAUGAAGAUGGAUGCUGCACCCACUAUGAAUGUCAAUGUAUCUGCUACGGUUGGGGAGACCCCCAUUAUGUCACCUUCGAUGGAACGUACUAUGAUUUUCAAGGCAACUGCUCCUACUGGCUGAUGAAAGAGAUUUCGCCCAAAUACAACUUCAGUGCUAUGAUUGAUAACACCUACUGUGGUGACGGCUUGUCCUGUCCUCAGUCCAUCACAGUCUUCUAUCAAAGCUACAAGAUCUUUAUUACACAGAAUGAUAUCAAUGGCAAUUUCAUAAAUCAGAUUUCUGUAAAUGACAAGCCUGUAAGUCUUGCAUACCAGAAUAAAGACUUCCGUUUAAUUACCACUGGCAUAGAAACAGUGCUUGUCAUCCCUAACAUCCAAGCCAAGGUCACCUUCUCAGGGCUCAUUUUCGGUAUCUACCUGCCCUAUAGUGAUUUUGGUGGCAACACCCAGGGACAGUGUGGCACAUGUGACAACAACCGGACAGAUGACUGCAGGUUGCCCAGUGGCAAAAUAGAUGCUUCGUGUCCUGAUAUGGCACACGAUUGGCGUACUACUGGUCCCUGUGAACGAGUGCCCCCAACACCAACACCUCCGCCUGAUACCUGCGAUACAACUAUCUGUGAGAUCAUUAAAAGCAGUUUGUUCGAGGCUUGCCACGCGAAAAUUGGCUACGGCCCAUUUGUUGAGGCUUGUGAGUUUGACAUUUGCCACAUACCCAUUAAACACAUUGGCUGCAGCAGUUUACAAGCCUAUGCUGAUGCCUGUGCUGAGGCUGGAAUUUGUAUCGACUGGAGAGGAGCCACCGACGGAAUCUGUGAUUAUAACUGCCAGAGUCCAAAGGUGUAUCGGGCCUGUGGCCCCCAGGUGGAGCAUACUUGUGAAUCCUGGUACAACAGUAAAUUCAUCUUCGCUGUCAAUGAGUUCUCUAAAAUGACAGAAAUGGAGCUGGAGGGUUGCUUCUGCCCAAAUGGAACCCACCUCCUCUCUUCCACUAGUAAUGAAUGCGUGCCCACCUGUGAAAUUUGUAGGCUCCCAAAUGGAAUAUGGAAAAUGCCCAAUUCAACAUGGAUAGAAGGCUGCCAGGAGUGUACAUGUGAGGAGGAUACAUUUCAGGUGGUUUGCCGUGAUGUGUCCUGUCCUGCACAGCCACCCCUCAGCUGUGACCAAGAGGGUAAGGUCAUGGUCACUGAGACCGUUGGCUGCUGUCAAGAGAAGAAGUGUGUGUGUAAAGUGACGACGUGUCCUGCUAUGCCAACUUGUCCUGUUGGUCACACUGUGGAAAUCACUACGGGAACCUGCUUUCCCAAUGCUUCCUGCGUCAUUCAAAAGGACGUGUGUGUCUUCCAAAACAAUGUUUAUCAGGUUGGGGACGUAGUGCCCAUGAAGAAGCCAUGCGACAACUGCAUUUGUAGUAAAAACCCAGAUGGCAGCAGCGGUUUUAACAUAGUGGAAUGUCAGCCGACACCAUGUGACACACACUGCCCUCUGGGUUAUGAGUAUCAAACAGUCGCUGGUCAGUGCUGUGGGAAGUGUCUCCAAACAAGCUGCGUUAUCACGCCUUCAAACGUAUCACAGACAUUACAGCCUGGCACCAUUUGGACUCCUGUUGACAACCCUUGUGUGAAGUUUGAGUGUGUGAAGAUCGCUACUCAGUUCAUCACUGUAGAGGCCAAGACCAUCUGUCCUCUCUAUGACCCUAAAGAAUGCAUACCGGGAACAGAGACCAUAGCUCCGGACGGAUGCUGCCCUGUCUGUAUUCCAAAGGGUAAUCCCUGCAACAUGUCCACCACUGCUAUGUACCUGGAGAGCCAAGGCUGCAAGUCCAAAGAACGGGUCAAUGUGACGUCCUGUAGUGGAGCGUGUGGCACCAUCACUUUCUACUCUACCAAAAUGGGAUCCUUGCAGCACACCUGUUCCUGCUGCCAGGAGGUGGCUACAUCUAAGCGGAUGGUCCAGCUCUCCUGCCCUGACAACACAGAGAUUAGCUUCUCCUACAUCCACAUUGACAACUGCGGGUGCCUCAAGACAGAAUGCUCUGUGCCAGGCCCCAGUACAAUGGCAAACACCGACUUCAACGUCAAAUCACGUCGACGCAGGAGAUGAGGCAAAAACCAAAGCAUUUGCUUUGGCCAAUUAUGCAAUUAGCAUGAAUUAAUAGAAUAAAAUGUAGUAAUCCAAACAUUGUCUGCAUCCAUAAUUCCUGUAUUUAUGUCUGAUUUAUUGAAAUCAUAAGAUCAUAAUAUCUCAUUAAUAAAGAUCAUACUGUA
Molecule: messenger RNA, 3209 nt
Organism: Pungitius pungitius (ninespine stickleback)
Lineage: Eukaryota; Metazoa; Chordata; Actinopteri; Perciformes; Gasterosteidae
Product: mucin-2-like
Exons: 19
Coding region: 148-3045 (965 amino acids)
Cellular component (GO): extracellular matrix
Molecular function (GO): protein binding
Source: RefSeq, a predicted model, not a curated record